Messenger RNA from Rhododendron vialii, 2860 nucleotides. RefSeq names its product pentatricopeptide repeat-containing protein At5g39680. The record is from RefSeq and is a predicted model, not a curated record. The transcript has a single exon. Gene Ontology annotation, molecular function: protein binding; zinc ion binding; RNA binding. Lineage: Eukaryota; Viridiplantae; Streptophyta; Magnoliopsida; Ericales; Ericaceae. Gene Ontology annotation, biological process: RNA modification. Bases 77 to 2215 code for a protein of 712 amino acids.
UCCUACAACAAAAUGUGACCGGACCGUCUUGACGAGACGAGGAGAGAAUGACUCGUAGAAAAUUACAAGUCAGAGAAUGAGAAAAUUCCCAGUAAACGCCCACCUUCAAACGGCCAUUAGACUUCCCCGCGCUUCCCCUCAAACACGCGCCUUCUCUAUUCAAACAAACCCAUCUUUGUCCUCUCUUGAAAACACCAUCAAGCUCCUAAAAUCAUCGGCUGAUACUAAAAACUUGAAAUUCGGCAAAUCGAUUCACGCCCUUUUGAUCAUAACUAAUCAAGCCACUCCAUGCCAUGUAAUCCAAACGAAUUCCUUGAUCAAUCUCUACUCAAAGUGUGGCCAAAUGAAAGUCGCUCGCCAACUGUUUGAUGAAAUGCACGAGAGAAACGUAGUUUCAUGGGGUGCCUUGAUGGCGGGUUAUUUACAAAAUGGGUUUCCUUUGGAAGUUCUUAAUUUGUUCAGAAACAUGACAUUGGCGGAUUGUUUUCGCCCGAAUGAGUAUAUAUUAGCAACGGUUCUUUCUUCAUGUGCUGAUUGUGGGUCGAGCGUAGAGGGCCGCCAGUGUCAUGGGUAUGCGCUGAAGUAUGGAUUGGUGUUUCAUCAGUACGUUAAGAAUGCGCUUCUGUACAUGUAUGCGAUGUGUUCGGACGUGGAGGCGGCUUUGGGAGUUUUGAACUCGGUUUCUGGGUCAGAUGGUUUUACUUAUAAUUCGGUUUUGAAAGUUCUUGUGGGGAAUGGGUACUUGAGUGAAGCAUUAGAAGUUUUCGGUAGGAUGGUGAAACAGUGUGUGAAGUGGGACAGUUUCACGUAUAAUAGUCUUUUUGGCCUUUGCGCAGCUCUCAGGGAUAUGAAACUCGGUUUGCAAGUUCACAACCGGAUUUUGAAGGCCAAUAUUGAGGUUGAUGAGUUUAUUGGUAGUGCAGUUAUAGACAUGUAUGGAAAAUGUGGUGAGAUUUCAACUGCAAGGAAUGUUUUUGACGGGAUGCAGACUAGAAAUGUGGUCUCAUGGACAGCAAUGUUGGCCUCUUACUUUCAAAACGGAUGCUUUGAGGAAGCGUUGAAACUAUUCUCUUAUAUGGAACAUGAAGGUGUUAUGCCAAAUGAGUUUACAUUUGCUGUACUGCUGAACUCUUGUGCUAGUUUGUCUGCACUUGGACAUGGGAAUUCAGUCCACACACGUGCGGUGAAGUCAGGAUUCAAGCAUCAUGUUAUUGUGGGGAAUUCUCUUAUCAACCUUUAUAUAAAGGGUGGGAACAUUGAAGCUGCAAAUAAAGUGUUUACUGAUAUGGUGUAUAGAGACACUACGACUUGGAACGCGAUAAUAUCGGGAUACACUCAUUAUGGUCUUGGUAAAGAAGCUUUGAUAGUUUUCCAAGAUAUGCUAGCUGUCGAAAAGCCUCCUAACUAUGUAACUUUUGUUGGAGUUCUCUCUGCUUGUGCACACUUGGGUUUGGUAAGAGAAGGGUUCUACUAUUUGAACCAAUUAAUGUACGAAAUGGGGAUUCAACCUGGAUUGGAGCACUAUACCUGUAUUGUUGGGCUCCUUUGCAGAGCUGGUCUAGUUGAGCAAGCUGAAAAUUACAUGAGGACUACACCGGUCAAAUGGGAUGUCAUCGCCUUGCGUACUUUGGUCAAUGCUUGUUAUGUCCAAGGAAAUUAUCGAUUAGGGAAGCAAGUGGCCGAAACUGUCUUGGAUAUGGACCCUGAUGACGUGGGAACUUAUUUGCUGUUGUCUAAAAUGCAUGCCAAGGCGAAUAGAUGGGAUGGAGUUGCCAGGAUUCGUAAGCUAAUGAGAGAGAAGAUUUUGAAGAAAGAGCCUGGCAUUAGCUGGAUAGAGAUAAGAAAUCAUACUCACGUCUUUGUCGACAAUAAAAGCCCAGAAUUCAGUCAGAUUUAUGAGAAGGUAAGAGAACUUUUGGCCAAGAUUGAACCGCUGGGCUAUGUGCCAGACGUUGCUACUGUAGUGCAUGACGUGGAGGAGCAGAAGGAGGAUUUUAUAAGCUACCAUAGUGAAAAGCUGGCCAUAGCAUAUGGGAUUAUGAAAACACCACCAGAAGCAACAAUCCGCGUCAUGAAGAACCAAAGGAUGUGUGAUGACUGCCACUCAGCUGUGAGGCUUAUAUCAAAGGUUGCAAACAGGAUGAUAAUUGUGAAAGAUGUCAACCAUUUUCAUCGCUUUCAGGAUGGUUUCUGUUCCUGUGGAGAUUGUUGGUGAUGAUAUCUAAUGGGUAUGUUUUGUCAUCUAAUGGCAGUGGCAACAUAUGGAAAUCAGAGGUGAGACACACCUAACAAAGCCUAAACCAAGGCUCAGCAACAUAAGCUGCAUAUAGAUAAAAGUUAAAACAAAGGACUAUUCUGAGCUUUCCAUCUUUGAGUUCUUCAAUAUUUCAAUUCUACCUUUCCCGUCUAAGGACGAGGGACAACUAACAAUAACCGACACAGAAUUAACAGGAUAACAUUGAGUUUUGCCCAGUCCUGCUGCUAGGCUCUGUUAUAUUGUCAUAAUGGUCCAUUUGUCUUCCUCUUUUGCUCACAAAACAGUGGUCAAGAUCAAGCUUACUCUAAUGAAGCGAAAAUUGAUGGCAACCAACCUUGUUGCUUCCUAGCAGGUCGAUAGAAGUUCAUAUGUACAGAAUCAGUUCCUAGAGGAAACGGAUCCAAUCUAUCUCCCGAUUCCAAAGUGCUCGCUUUUUAUGUAUUUUACCACUUUUGCUUUGUAGUUUCUCAUUGUACGAAGAGCUAACUGGAAAAUUGUAUGUGCUCCUGAUUAGUGAUUAGCAUCCCUUCAACUGUCAAUAAAAUUUAUUCCUCUUCUGUGCAGUGUCUUUUGGGAACGAUUAUACAGUUUGCUGGAUUGUCU